This is a messenger RNA of Peromyscus leucopus (white-footed mouse), 2129 nucleotides long. It is a transcript of the gene Atoh1, whose product is annotated as atonal bHLH transcription factor 1. NCBI's taxonomy places the organism in Eukaryota, Metazoa, Chordata, Mammalia, Rodentia, Cricetidae. Bases 202 to 1263 code for a protein of 353 amino acids. Gene Ontology annotation, molecular function: protein dimerization activity. The record is from RefSeq and is a predicted model, not a curated record. The transcript has a single exon.
GCUUCGUUGCACGCGACCUGGUGUGUGAUCUCCGAGUGAGAGAGAGGGGGGGAGGGUCGAGGAGGAGGAGGAGGAAAAAAAAAAUCAGACAUUGCAGAAGAAACCAGAAAGGGUUUUGUCGUUGUUGGGGGCUUUUUCCCUUCUUUGAACUGGGUUGCCAGCACCUCCUCUAUCACGGUACCUCCGAGUCAUUGUAGUGCGAUGUCCCGUCUGCUGCAUGCAGAAGAGUGGGCCGAGGUGAAGGAGUUGGGGGACCACCAUCGUCAUUCCCAGCCGCACCACCUCCCGCAGCUACCGCCACAGCCACCUGCUACCCUGCAGGCGAGAGACCAUCCUGUCUACCCGGCAGAGUUAUCCCUCCUGGACAGCACCGACCCACGCGCCUGGCUGACUCCCACUUUGCAGGGCCUCUGCACGGCACGCGCCGCCCAGUAUCUGCUGCAUUCUCCCGAGCUGGGUGCCUCCGAGGCCGCGGCACCCCGGGACGAGGCUGACGGCCAGGGCGAGCUGGUAAGAAGGAGCGGCUGCGGCGGCCUCAGCAAGAGCCCCGGGCCGGUGAAAGUGCGGGAACAGCUGUGCAAGCUGAAGGGCGGUGUUGUGGUGGACGACCUGGGCUGCAGCCGCCAGCGAGCCCCUUCCAGCAAACAGGUGAACGGGGUACAGAAGCAAAGGCGGCUGGCAGCGAACGCCAGGGAGCGGCGCAGGAUGCACGGGCUGAACCACGCCUUCGACCAGCUGCGCAACGUUAUCCCGUCCUUCAACAACGACAAGAAGCUGUCCAAAUAUGAGACCCUGCAGAUGGCCCAGAUCUACAUCAACGCCCUGUCAGAGUUGCUGCAGACUCCCAGUGUCGGAGAGCAGCCACCGCCGCCAGCAGCCUCCUGCAAAAAUGACCACCAUCACCUUCGCGCCGCCGCCGCUGCCACCUAUGAAGGGGGUGCGGGCGCCUCCGCCGCAGCGGGGGCUCAGCCGGCCCCGGGAGGGGGCCCACGACCCACCCCACCCGGGGCUUGUCGGACUCGCUUCUCAGCCCCAGCUUCAGCCGGGGCUUACUCGGUGCAGCUGGACGCUUUACAUUUCCCAUCAUUCGAGGACCGGGCCCUAACAGCGAUGAUGGCACAGAAGGACCUGUCGCCUUCCUUGCCAGGGAGCAUCCUGCAACCAGUACAGGAGGACAGUAGCAAAACAUCUCCCAGGUCCCACAGAAGCGAUGGAGAAUUUUCCCCCCACUCUCAUUACAGUGACUCUGACGAGGCCAGUUAGGGAGGCGACGGCUCCUAGGAAACUGAGACAACCAAAUGCCCUUCCCAGCGCGCGGGAAGCCCCGAGGCAAAGAUGCCAGCACCCUUUUAUUUUUACUGUACAGUGGUCGUUGUUAGCAACGAUGUGACUUCAGAAGGCUGCGGCUCUUCCAAACCCCUUCCCUCCUACCUUCUGCUUUCUCUGUACGUAGAUACAGUAUCAUUAUAUGUACUUUUACGUGGCAUCGUCUUAUAGUCCAUGCUGCCAAUACGCUGCUAAAAUGUCAUAACUCCGUCUCUGGUCUGGGUUCAUUUAUUUUAUACCCCGGGCAGGCGUUCAUCCCCGUGUGUUGCUCUCACUCACAAGCAAGGGAAUUAGUCUAGUCUUCGAAGUUGAAAUUCUCAAACGCUUUAAGACCCGCGUUCGGUGCUUUACUGAACAUGGGCUACUGAGUUGUUAGAACACAGGACCAGAUAAGGGUCUCUGUAGAGCAUAAAUGCCAAGUGUGUCUAGUGGACUCAGAACCCACGCACUUCAUCACUGGCUGCUGCUCUGCCUCGAAGACCCUCAACUGCCAAUUGCAGACUAACUUUUGAUUUUAAACACAGCCACUCAUAAAUCCUUAAACUCUUUGCAAAUGUUUGUUCUUACAAAUGAAAAUUAAAACAAAAACAUGUAGUGUCAAAGGCAUUUGGUCAAUUUUAUUUUGCUUUGUUAAUGUUAGAAAACUUAUUUAUUAUUGAGUAUUUGGACCUAUUUCUACUUCGGUUUUUUUUGUUUGUUUUUUGUUUGUUUGUUUUUUACAUUUUCUACUCGAGAUCAUUUUAUUUUGAUUUAGCAAAUCCAGUUGCCAUUGCUUUAUGUAUGCUCUUUUACAAAUGAUAAAA